CUCACUAGGUUUGAGCCCUGCCGGCCUCUGUAGCCGAGAGGUGUCCUGCUGUCCUGGCUUCCUACUCGGCGCUCCCACGCCUACCAACCUGGGCUUUUUCCUUCUACGUCAGCCGCGGGGUCCUGGAGAUGGCAGCUCAGAAGAUAAAUGAGGGGCUGGAGCACAUCGCCAAAGCCGAGAAAUACCUGAAAACUGGUUUAUUAAAGUGGAAGCCAGAUUAUGACAGUGCUGCUUCUGAAUAUGGAAAAGCAGCUCUUGCUUUUAAGAAUGCCAAACAGUUUGACCAAGCAAAAGAUGCCUGCCUGAGAGAAGCUGUGGCCCAUGAGAAUAACAGGGCUCUUUUCCAUGCUGCCAAAGCUUAUGAGCAAGCUGGCAUGAUGUUGAAGGAGAUGCAGCAACUGCCACAGGCUGUCCAGCUGAUUGAAAAAGCCAGCAUGAUGUAUCUGGAGAAUGGCACCCCCGACACAGCAGCCAUGGCCUUGGAGCGAGCCGGAAAGCUUAUAGAAAAUGUAAAUCCAGAAAAGGCUGUACAGUUAUACCAACAGACAGCUAAUGUGUUUGAAAAUGAGGAACGUUUACGACAGGCAGUUGAAUUACUAGGAAAAGCCUCCAGACUGCUAGUACGAGGACGCAGGUUUGAUGAGGCGGCACUCUCUAUUCAGAAAGAAAAAAAUAUUUAUAAGGAAAUUGAGAAUUACCCAACUUGUUAUAAGAAAACAAUUGCUCAAGUCUUAGUUCACCUUCACAGAAAUGACUACGUGGCUGCGGAAAGAUGUGUCAGGGAGAGCUACAGCAUUCCAGGGUUCAAUGGGAGUGAAGACUGUGCUGCCCUGGAACAGCUGCUUGAGGGCUAUGACCAGCAAGACCAAGAUCAAGUGUCAGAGGUCUGCAACUCGCCCCUCUUCAAGUACAUGGACAAUGAUUACGCUAAGCUGGGCCUGACUUUGGUGGUCCCAGGAGGAGGAAUCAAGAAGAAAGCCGCAGCAACACCGGAGGCCAAGCCUGAAGGCACCACUGCCCCCGCUGCCGAGGAGGAAGAUGAAUAUGCGGGAGGGCUGUGCUAGGCUUCGCCGAAGGGAAACAUCCUCCUACGCCUUCAUGGACUUGGAACUUGUCUAAGGGUACCCACAUUUCAUUGCAGUCAUGGCUUUGAGUGCUAAUAAAGGUGAAUUUUGUUUACCACUUCCUCAAAUCACC
Messenger RNA from Myotis davidii, 1197 nucleotides. RefSeq names its product NSF attachment protein gamma (gene NAPG). Gene Ontology annotation, biological process: intracellular protein transport. Gene Ontology annotation, molecular function: soluble NSF attachment protein activity; syntaxin binding. The record is from RefSeq and is a predicted model, not a curated record. Lineage: Eukaryota; Metazoa; Chordata; Mammalia; Chiroptera; Vespertilionidae. Gene Ontology annotation, cellular component: vacuolar membrane; SNARE complex. Bases 129 to 1064 code for a protein of 311 amino acids. The transcript has 12 exons.